AUGGACUCCCCCCAAGUGAAGGCCUCUCUAAGUCUGCCUUCCGUGGCAGAUAGUGAUGAUCUCCAGUUAGCUUUGGAGACACAUGGUCUGGAGUUCACACCAAAUGGUCAACUAGUUCGCUGGUCUGCCUUCAACAAGAAGCAUCCACGGAAUUGGCCCCUGUCACGGAAGAUCUAUGAUAGCAGCUUGAUUAUUUUCUUGGACUUUUUCACGACUUCAAUAAGUACAGCUGGGAGUACUGCGGCUGACCAUGCCCAUCUUGAAUUUGGCACGGACCAUACGCUUUCGGUCUUCAUAUUCAUCUCGUUGUAUCUAAUUGGUCAAGCUAUUGGUGGAAUCAUCUUUCCAUCCUACUCAGAAGCAUUCGGUCGCAAACGGCUCUACAUCAUUAGCACAGCUCUCUAUAGCGUGUUUUGCGUCAUAGUGGGACUCUCACCCUCUUUGACAGGUGUGGCUAUUGGCCGUCUAUGUUCAGGUUUCUUAUCAGCGAUCCCAACCAUUGUUGUGGCUGGCAGUAUUGAAGAUAUGUUUAACUCAAAAGACCGAGUUUGGCUGAUAUUUCUAUGGGCUACGGUUGCAAACAUGGGCUUAGCUAUUGGUCCUAUAAUGAGCUCUUAUAUCACUGCGCGCCUGAGCUGGCACUGGGUGUUUCAUAUCGCUGCAAUAAUCACUGGAAUUACAACCAUUUUCAUAUUCGGUAUGCGCGAGUCUCGACCAUCUAUCCUGCUUGUCAGGCAGGUGGCUGAAAUUCGCAAAGAGUGCGGUGUCCCCAAUUUGCAAGCAUUGAACCCUGAUUACACUCCGGGUAUUCGUGCAUGGGCUCGUCUCGCCCUUUUCCGUCCUAUAAAGCUAUUUUUUACGGAACCGAUCGUUUUCAUGGUAGCAACUAUAAGCGCUGUGGCUUUCGGGUUGGUCUACAUGUUCACCGAGGCUCUACCUCUUGUGUACCAAUCUAUGGGAUUUUCCGAAACAUCAUCUUCCUUGCCAUUUGUGGCUAUUAUCAUCGGGCUUAUCUUAGGGAUUUUGACGAGGAUACAAGACCACCGUACGAUUUCAAAGUCCGUGAAUCAAGGCUUGCCGUUGGAGCCCGAGAAUAAACUCCUCGGUUUCUCUAUUGGGGCUCCAAUGCUUGCUGCUGGGCUUUGGUGGUUCGCUUGGACUAUUCCACCUCUUGUUACAAAUGUGCACUGGAUUGUAUCAACGGCUUCUUUGGUUUUAAUCGGAUACGCCGUGAAUGAAUUCGACUCUGUGUUAGCAGGCUAUCUUGCAGAUAGCUACUUGAGCUUUGCGGCAAGUGGCUUUGCGGCGCUGUCACUUGUUCGGUCCUUGGGCUCUGCGGCAUUUCCUUUGUUUGCAACACAGAUGUUUAAAGGUAUUGGUGCAAAUGUUGCAUCCUCAAUCUUGGCUGGUAUAGCUACAGCAUUUUGUAUUGUUCCGCCGCUGUUCAGUCGAUAUGGCAGAGCAAUUCGAGCGAGGAGUAAGUUUGCUUGCUACAGUCUACAGGUUUAUCAAGAAAAUGGUGUCGACAGGGAUGGAUAUUGA
This is a messenger RNA of Penicillium angulare, 1542 nucleotides long. RefSeq lists its product as uncharacterized. Bases 1 to 1542 code for a protein of 513 amino acids. Gene Ontology annotation, molecular function: transmembrane transporter activity. The transcript has 5 exons. Gene Ontology annotation, biological process: transmembrane transport. The record is from RefSeq and is a predicted model, not a curated record. Lineage: Eukaryota; Fungi; Ascomycota; Eurotiomycetes; Eurotiales; Aspergillaceae.